AUGAAACGCUUUCUAACUGAUCUUCCAUGCCGAGUCGAUUCAGACUGCGUACAUGUGGAUUUAAGUGUAUGUCAUCCUGGAGCUGGAAGAUGUAUAUGUCCUGGAAAUACAGUUUAUGUUACACAUUUACAUGCUUGCAGAACCAAGUUGUUUCAUCAAAAUUAUGAUGCUUGCAGAAUGUGUGAUACAAAUCAUGUGUGUCAUGAAAUAAUGUCGAAAGAUCUAGACCGUGUAAAGGAUUUGAACGUUAUAAUAAUAAAACUGGAUGGUACUUUAAAUAGUUCAAACGAACCUGCUUUUAUUGGGUGUACUUGUGAAUUUAACCCCAUUUCUACUCCAACGAUAAUACCAACUGGUUCUCAAAUCCCAGGGAAAAAUCAUUUAUGUCCUGUGAAUUUGCCUGAUAUUGGCGAAGUUUGUGAUCAUUCAUAUUUAGUGUGCAGAUCGCGUUCCGCUCAAUGUGUUUCAGGUGAUUUACCCAACAUAAAGGUUUGCACUUGUCCUGAAAACACAGUUGCAGUUUACCAAACAUUUUUAAACUAUUUUGAAUGCUUUCCUGUCGUACAUAAAUCAAUUUCUCACCUAACAAAUACAAAAAGUGUUGUAAGUGAUGAUUGUGAACCUUGUCAGAAAAUUAAUGGAACAUGUUAUGAUCAGAAUAACGAUGGUAUACCAGAUGGAUGCCGAUGUCCACCUGGUAGGUCUUUUAUUCAUAAAGGUGAUCGACAUGAAAACUCACGAAACAUAGCUGAUUCAAUGAAUCUUAUUCAGUACAAGGAUAAGUUAAAGUUUCCUUGUGAAUUGAAACAUACUGAAACGAAAUGUGAUGAGCAAAAACUCACAGUCUGUUAUUUGCCUCAUUCUUCUGGAAGAUUUCAAACACUACCUUACUACCUUCAACUAAAUAUGGUUGACGUUUCACUUGUGCAGUCAAUGUAUAGAGAAUCAUUUGAUCGUGGGCAGUCUUGUUCAUUAAGCUCACAAUUAAACCGAAUAUCAAAUACCUUGGAUGCUAAAAAAAUAUAUCCAUCAAAAGACAAAUGGUACUGCAUUACAUUGUUCAAUGAUCAAUUAUUAAUGAACACUUGCAGAGUUAAAUUAAAUGUUGACUCAACUUGUAAUGAACUUACGAACACACAAAAUCUUCAAUAUUCCGGAAGUGUAUACAUUCGCCAAAAGAAUCAAAUCUACCCGGAUGACAAAGCAAUACUUGAAAUACCAUGGAAGUGUACGGCUAAAAGAAUAUGCAAUUUGAAACCCAAACCAAUCAAUAAGAUAACAAAUCAACAAGUUGAAAAUAAUUUGGGACAACUGUAUGUUAUGAAUAAGAACAAUAAGAUCACUACUGAGACUGGUGAAGGGGAAUCGGUGUAUUUAGAGCUUAUAUCUAAGUAUGAAAAGUUUGUCAUAAGCACAAAAAUGUGCGCAGUAGCCAGCCUGAAAUUUCCAGAGAGCUUCAAUUCUGAGUCAGUUAUUGACAUUCAUUUAUGUCAAGCAUUUUACCAAUUCAAAUAUUAUGGCACAGGUAAUUCGUAUCAUAAUCAAACAAUAUUUAUUAGUGAUAUCCCUACCCGCAUUCAGAACAACAAUAGGUCAUUUUAUCGACAAAGUGAGAUAUUUCAAGCUGACCGACUUAUCCCCCAACAAAAUACUGUAUAUUAUAUUUGUCAUGUUCCUCCAUUGAACGCGUCAAUGGAAUAUCGCGUCGACAGUAGCACGAUACAAGAUUGGUGUGGUAUAUCAAACAAGCGAAUAAAGUUAUCACCAGCCGAUCAUUUAUUUAUUACGAAACUGAAUAUAAGGAAUUCAAGUUCAUCUCAUCACAUGAUCUGGGUGUGCAAACGUAAGCAACAGUUAAAACAGCAUCAACUUCAAUACACCUUUAGUCAGAACCUACAUGCGAAACAGCUGUUAAGUGAUUCACUGAAAUGUUCCAUUUUAUCUGCUACUACACCGCAAAAAAUUGGCGGAACACAGCAGCAACCAGUUUAUCAUAAUGAGUUUGGGGCGUGUUUGAACUAUGAAGUCUACGAUGAAUUUGAACCAUCUAGCCGUACUAAUUGUCCAAAAUGUAUGGCUUCCAUGAUAGAACAAAUUAACCCCUUAUUACCUUAUCAAACAACAAGAAGCAUCAGUCAAGUGUCGGUGAAAGACUCAUUGAAACAGCCGUCAAAUGAAGAUCUUAUCUACCUUAGUUUUUUGAAUAGGCGUUCAAUAACAGCUCACCCAAACUGCAAGGUACAACCAAUAUUGGAAGCAAUGACAAAUAAACCAACUGAAAAUUCUAAUAUUUAG
Molecule: messenger RNA, 2295 nt
Organism: Schistosoma guineensis
Lineage: Eukaryota; Metazoa; Platyhelminthes; Trematoda; Strigeidida; Schistosomatidae
Source: the annotation of a GenBank genome assembly